AAGCAAUUACUACGAGACAAAAGUCUACUUAUCCACUCAUACCACGAAAAAACUCACACUUGCUUGAUUCUUCUUCCAUGGCUUUAUCCUUUGUUUCUUCAACUAGAUUCUCCAAAAAGAUGCAAUAUGGCCUAUGGUACAGUGGAUCCUUCACGCCACAAAUCAGUGUGAGAUGCUGUGAAAUCGCAAACGAGCCUCCACGACCAAAAUCAAAGCUCCAAGUCGGAUCACCAAUCAUCAUCGUCGAAGCCCCCAAAGUUAUAAAAACGGCGGCUUCAAUGCCUUGCCUUAGGGCUAACUCUGGCUUGGUCAAGCCUGGCGAUGUUGGAAGAAUCGUGUCGAGAAAACCGAAGGACUUGUGGGCAGUUCGACUAUCCAUUGGAACUUAUCUAUUAGAUGGUAAAUAUUUCAAAGCUUUAGAGCUUGACGAAGGAGAUAGUGAUUGACAUCAUAUCUCACGUAAAAUUUUCACAUUUAACUACAUCUUAUAUCAAUUUUAGGAUAUAAAUUUCUUACUCUAUAGUCUCUCUAAAACUGCUUAAGCUAUAUUUUUAA
This is a messenger RNA of Arabidopsis lyrata subsp. lyrata, 555 nucleotides long. RefSeq lists its product as uncharacterized. The transcript is spliced from 2 exons. Gene Ontology annotation, biological process: NADH dehydrogenase complex (plastoquinone) assembly. The coding region runs from base 78 to 446 and encodes 122 amino acids. The record is from RefSeq and is a predicted model, not a curated record. NCBI's taxonomy places the organism in Eukaryota, Viridiplantae, Streptophyta, Magnoliopsida, Brassicales, Brassicaceae.